This is a messenger RNA of Geodia barretti, 5338 nucleotides long. The record is from the annotation of a GenBank genome assembly. NCBI's taxonomy places the organism in Eukaryota, Metazoa, Porifera, Demospongiae, Tetractinellida, Geodiidae.
CACGCGGGUCAAAGUUCGCUUACACUAAACCUUCUGCCCCUUUAGCCGUUUCCGCAAGAUCAGAGUGAGGCAGCAGGGUAAUGGACGGCGAGGAGGGCGAGUACGUCCAGGAAGAGGCGGAGGUGAGCUCAGAGAACUCUGAGGAUAGCGAGGACUCCGAGGAAGAAGAAGAAGGAGAAGAUAUUGAAGGUCUUAUCAAUGACAACCCUGAUGAGGGAGGGGAGGAGAGUGGGGAGGGGGAAAGUAGUGCCGAGAGUGGAGGAGAGGGGGAGGGGGAGGGAGAGAGAAAGAAGAAGAGGAAGCGUAAAGUGGAUGACCAGUUAGAUGAAGAUGAUUUGGAGCUGAUCAAAGAAAACAUUGGAUUUGAUAUUCAGGCUGUGAGAUUGGGGGUCUUUGUAUCCCUAUAAUGUACGUAUGACUCAUUCUAUGCACUGUAUGUGACAUCACAGAAGAAGCAGCGCAGGGCUCACUUUGAGAGUGAUGAUGAAGAGGAGGAGGUGGGAGGGGGAGGGAGGGAUGCGGGGAGGAGGAUGGAAGAAGCAAGGAACAGUGAGAUUAGUCAGGUGUUUGGUGGAGAUGAUAGUGAUGAUGAAGAAUUGCCUCCGUCUGGUCUUUCAGCACGACAGGGAGGAGAGAGUAGGAGGGACCUUGAUGAAGAGGAGGGCACAGAGGAAGAAGGUCCUCCUACUGACGAUAUGGGUGAUUUCAUAGUGGGAGAUGAUGGGAGACCAAUCAAUAUCUCCAGACCUGGAGGAAUGGACGCCGAGCCGGCUCUGCUGGAGGCUCAAGAGAUAUUUGGACUGGACUUUGACGACCCCAAUGAGUUUGCUCGUGUGGCGGAGGAAGGUCUGGGCAGUGAGGAGGAGGAGGAGGAAGAGGAAGAUGAGUACCUGAGUGGAGAAGAAGAGGAGGAAGAGGAUGAGGUAGGAGGAUCUCAGAGACGCAGGCGACGUCGUCUCCGUAAGGCCAGGAAGAAGACCAGUAUCUACGACGUCUAUGAGCCGAGUGAGCUCGAGAGAGGCUUCUUUACCGACAGGGACAAAGACAUCCGUGUCACCGACAUGCCCGAGAGGUUCCAGACGCGGUCCCUGGCAGUACAGAAGACAGAGGAGGGAGAACUGGACGAGGAGGCAGAGUGGAUCUUCCAGAAUGUAUUCUCCAAACACCCCAUCUCUAAACAGCCACUCAGUUUCUCGCAGAAGCCGCGGGGCUCCGCUGGUAGGGGGUCCUCUGGGACCUACUCCAAACCCCCGUCAGCCGUGCCCAAGAUUAGAGAGGCCCUCAACUUCAUGAGGAACCACUCGUUUGAGGUGCCCUUCAUCGCCAACUACCGCAAGGAGUACGUGGAGCCAGAGUUGGACGUCCACGACCUCUGGACCAUCUGGCAGAGUGACGAGAAGUGGAUGCAGCUGAAGCAGAGGAAGGCUCAGAUGGUGAGAUUGUUCAAGAGACUCCAGGACUACCAGUUUGAGAAGGUGAGGGAGCAGCCGGACAAGGCACUCACCGAGGACACGCGACCUGUCUCUGAGGAGGACAUCGCCAGACUGAAGGCUGUAAAGACGGCUGAGGAGUUGUCUGACGUGUUUGCCCAGUUCAGUCUGUACUACGGCAGAGACCUGGUGGACAUGCAACAUCUCAAAGCAAUGCAGAAGAGACAGGGAGACAACGAGGACCAGGAGCUGGAGGUAACAGAGGGAAGUGGGGGAGGCGGGAGGUCCAAGAAGAAGACGGCCAUAAAGCAGGCUCACAGGAAGACGUUCUACGUGGCGUGUCAGGAGGCGGGGCUGGGUUCUCUGGCGGCCAAGUUUGGCCUCACUCCGGAGCAGUUUGGGGAGAACUUAAGGGACAACUACCAGAGACAUGAGACCGACCAGCACACGGUGGAGCCCGAGGAGGUGGCCCAGGACUAUGUCCAGCCUUCUGGUGUGUUCACGAGUGUCCGCAAGGUGCUGCAGGGGGCGUGUCACAUGGUGUCCCUCCAGCUGGCUGCGGAGCCUCUGGUGAGACAGGCUGUGAGACAGGUCUUCCAGACCAGAGCUCUCCUCAAUGUCAAACCUACCAAGAAAGGCAAAAAGUUGAUAGACGACACUCACCCGUGUGCUGGUAUGAAGUACAUGAGGAACAAACCAGUCAGGGACCUGGCGGGGGCUGACUUCCUGAGACUGGUGCAGGCAGAGGGAGAGGGCCUUCUGGAGAUGAAGAUUGGUAUUGACCUGGACCAGGGAGCCCAGGACACCAGGCGAGGCGGCGGAGGGCUACAGUCCUACUUUGAGGAGAUAAGACAACUCUUUUAUAGGGAUGAGUUCAGUCGUCUGGUGGAGAAGUGGAAUGCGCAGAGAGCCCAGGCGGUCUACUCUGCUCUGGUCAAGUUCCUCUAUCCUCUGAUGCAGAAGGAGCUGUACACCAAACUCCUCAUAGAGGCCAAGGAACAUGUCCUGAGGAGCUGUGUCCAAACGUUCCGAGACUGGCUGGACGGAGCUCCGCUGGCAGCCAAGAAGGAGGAGGACGAGGAGGACAGGUACCUCUCCCAGGGUGAGGGCCCCUUCACCAAAGUCGUGGCUGUGGCCUUUGGAUCUGACAAGAUGGUGCCCGCAUUCUGCUGUGCUCUGGACAGCACAGGCUCAGUGGUGGACUACCGGAGACUCCCCAACAUCCUCAAGAGGAGAAUCAGCCCCUCUGAGAGAGAGAGGAAUGAAAAGGAGAAGGAUCUAGAGAGUUUCAAAGACUUUGUCUCAAGAAAGAGACCUGAGGCUGUUGCUCUUGCUGCUGAAUCCAGGGAUGCCCUGAUGUUGGCAGAUGACCUGAGCAAUGCUCUGGUGGAGCUGGAGGGAGAGGAGGGUGUCCCAGUGGUCCCUGUGGAACUGGUCACCCCCGACGUCGCCAAGAUCUUCUCCAAGUCUCCCAGAGCAAAGGAGAGUUUUCCGGAGUACCCAGAGCUACUGUGUGAGGCCAUCUCGCUGGGCCGACGACACCAGGAGCCACUCCUGGAGUUUAGUUCCCUCGCCUGUGCCGAGGACGACGAGCUACUCUCCCUCAAGAUGGACCCCCUGCAGUCUUCCCUGGACACCGACGACCUGCGCUCCUGCUUGGAGCUUGAACUGGUCACCAGAGUCAACGAUGUCGGAGUGGACAUCAACUUCUGUCUUGAGAACCCUCACGGAGUCGGCAUGCUCCCGUUUGUCUGUGGACUGGGCCCCAGGAAGGCCAUGUUCUUACUCAAGAUUCUGAAGCAAGAGAACUCUCAGCUAAAGAACAGGUCGGAGCUGGUAACGCAGUGUUCCACUGGACCGCAGGUCUUCAUCAACUGUGCCGGAUUCAUCCGCAUCGACACCAAUGCCUUCACCGACACUGACAACACCUACAUAGAGGUGCUGGACAGUACCAGAGUCCAUCCUGAGACAUACGAGUGGGGCCGCAAGAUGGCAGUGGAUGCUCUGGAGUACGACGAGACUGGAGAUGAGAGCCACCCAAGUGCAGCAGUGGAGGAUAUUCUACUGACUCCUGAUAAACUCAGAGAUCUGGACCUCGAUGCCUUCGCAGAGGAGCUAGAGAGACAGGACUAUGGGAACAAGAGGACGACACUAUAUGACAUCAGAGACGAGCUCUUCUCUCCCUACAAGGAGAGGAGGAAGCCCUACCAGUCCCUAAGUCCUGAAGAAAAGUUUGCCCUUCUAACAGGUGAGACUCCAGAGAGUCUGUACAAGGGGAGACUGGUGACGUGUACGGUGGUGGGCAUCGUUCGCCGGAAACCGCCGCGAGAUGUCCUGGACAGAGCUAACCCCAUAGAGAACAAGACGACUGGUUACUGGCAGUGCCCCUUCUGCCUCAAGGACGACUUUAGAGAGCUGAGUAUGGUGUGGCAGCAUUUCGACGAUGGUAGUUGUCCGGGGCAGGGGAUCGGGGUGCGCGCCCGACUGGAGAACGGUCUGUCGGGAUUCAUACACACCAAGAACCUCAGUGACAGUCAGGUCAACGCCCCCGAGGAGAGGGUCCACAUUGGAAUGACUAUCCAUGCUAGGGUCUUGACAGUGAAUGUGGAGAAGUUCUCAGUUGAUCUCACCUGCCGCUCCUCUGACCUCAAGGACUCUGACGGAAGAUUCAGUGUUGCAAAGGAUGUCUAUUUUGACAAGCAGGCGGCAGAGGCAGACAUGAAGAAAGAGGAAGCUGCUCACAAACACCCCAAACAAAGGUACAUCAAACGUGUGAUAGUUCAUCCAGCGUUCCUCAAUGCCUCAUUCAAGGAGGUGGAGAAGGAGUUGGCUAAGAUGGACCUGGGAGAGGCCAUCUUCAGACCCAGCAGCAAGGGAACAGAUCACCUAACACUGACGUGGAAAGUGGAUGAGGACAUUCUCCACCACAUUGACAUACAGGAGCAGGGGAAACCCAACCAGUUCAGUCUGGGGAAAUCCCUCUGGAUUGGCAGUGAUGAAUAUGAAGACCUGGACGAGAUUCUGGCGAGGUUCAUCCAGCCCAUGGCAGCCCUGGCCCGCGAACUCAUCUCCCACAAGGUCUACCGGCCGGCAAACGGAGGAGACAAGAAAACACUCGAGAAACUCCUCUCCGACGAACGCAAGAAAAACCCAAAGAGAAUUCCCUACUUUUUAAGCGCCUUGAAAAAGUCGCCGGGAAAGUUCUGCCUCGCCUAUCAGCCUGGGAGUAAACAGAUCGUGGAGUAUUUCUCCAUCACUCCCGAUGGCUACCGCUAUCGGAAUCAGGUUCACCCUACCGUUAACGCCCUCAUCACUUGGUUCAAAGGUCACUACCGAGACCCAAUACCUCGCCCCGUUCCUUCGUCUCAGGCCAUGCCUCCUCCGCAACAUGCACACCACCGGGGGUACCAACACCCCGUGGCCUCCCCCAUGUCCUCCACUCAUGGGUCCUCCAGGACCGGGGGAAGUACUCCGUAUACCCCACAGUGGCCGACGGCUACCCCACCACCCUCGCACUAUGGAGGACACCAGGCCUCUUACUCCCAGCAAGGCGGGCACCAGUAUAGUGGGUAUAGUGGUGGGGGAUAUCAGCAGCAGCAGUAUCGUGGUGGAACGGCAGGGGCUGCCUCAUAUGGAGCAGGAAGCUACCAGGGAGGGUAUCAGGGGAGGAGUGGAGGAGGGGGAGGUGGGUGGGGCCAGCAGAAUUGGACAUCGGAACAGUCUUUCUCUCGUACCCCGGGCCAGACUCCAGCCUACACCCCGACACAGACUCCAGGGUCCUACAUGGGGAGCCUGACAGGGACACCCCACUCCAGGAGUAGCCACCCCAGGCACACCCCAGCCUCCCCUCUUCAAACCCCUAUUCUGGAUGAAUGAUUAAUUUUUGGCAGCAUUAUUAUUGUGUAGUA